Messenger RNA from Mollisia scopiformis, 1890 nucleotides. Its product is annotated as DUF1479-domain-containing protein. The transcript has 6 exons. Lineage: Eukaryota; Fungi; Ascomycota; Leotiomycetes; Helotiales; Mollisiaceae. The record is from RefSeq and is a predicted model, not a curated record. Bases 284 to 1762 code for a protein of 492 amino acids.
AGUAAAGCUGCAUAUCAAGUUCUUUGGUAUUUGUGUAACUUGGCAAAUGUCCCAGAAUGUGAACGACAUUCAAGUUAGCCACAAGGGCUCGGAAAGAGUUAAGAACCAGGCCAACACCCGAUCUCGCACCUCGCCUGUGGUCUAAACAACGAAGCCUGACUUGCUUGUUCCACGCGACUAUAAGGACUUCUUCGACAACUUUGUCUCAUUUUCGACGUGAACACCCCACAACUCCAACUUCGAUUAUAUCAAGCAACCUCAGAAGAACCUCCAGCGUCUCACUAUGGCCGCUGCCACCCUCAGUCACCGAUUGUCCAUGAUCUCUCUUACCAGCACCCAAGCAGGUCGUCGAGAGUUCACCCGUCUGGAAAAGCAAGCUGCUGCAGGCCAUCUCACUCAAGUUUGGUCUGAUCUCGAAGCCGAUCUCCCUAAGCCUCUGGAGCAUCGGUUCGUCGAUUUGAAGAAGCGUCUUGUCCCCCCGGAGCAAUAUGAAGCACUUCAAGCAAGCUGGGACCGUCUUCGCAUUGCCUUAAAGGAGAGAGCAGUUGAGAUCGAGGCCGCUGGACCUGACUAUAUCCCAACUGUUCUAUUCACCUCAAUUGGCCCGGACGGCACCUUCCCAGAGGAUAUUGCUAAGUUGAUCAAGUCUCGAGGAUGUUGUGUGAUCCGUGGUGUCGUCAGUCGUGAGCAAGCUCUGAAGUGGAAGUCUGACUUGAUGGACUAUGUCCGAAAGCACCCCCUUAUUGCUGGUCCCCCUUCUGCCCAGGACCCCCAAAUCUGGAAGACUUAUUGGACCAAGCCUCAACUUGAAGGUCGAACUCAUCCAGACAUGAUCAAGGCUCAGGUUGCUAUGAGCAAGCUGUACUCUUGUGAUGAAGAUACUGAGGUCGACGUUGGUAGUCAAGCCUUGUAUGCUGAUCGCUUCCGUAUCCGAUGGCCUGGUGAUUCGGGAACUCUCCCUUACCACCUUGACAAUGGUUCGAUUGAGCGUUGGGAGGAUGAGGAGAACAGCAAGACUUUCAGUGCUAUCUGGGAGGGACGCUGGGAGGAGUAUGAUGCUUUCGAUAUGAAUCAUCGUACAGAGGCUUGUGUCGACUUGUACGGCGGUCCGGGUGCUUGCUCUGUCUUCCGUAGUCUUCAAGGAUGGUUGAGCUUGGCUGACAAUGGCCCAAAGUGUGGCACCAUUGAACUUCUUCCUGAUAUCAAGCUCUCCACUGCUUAUAUCUUGCUCCGUCCCUUCUUCGAUGCCAACAACAAGCUUGACAUGGAGUCGACUUAUUUCUACGGUGCUGAUCCCGGAUUUGGUCAAGUUGUCAAGGACACUUGGCACCCUGACCUCCAGUUGAGCAAGACCGUCGUUGCCGCUCCCAAGGCUGCUCCUGGUGACUAUGUCUUCUGGCACUGUGAUAUGGUCCACAAGGUCGAAGAGAAGCAUGAAGGUACCAAGGACUCCUCCGUCAUGUACAUUCCCAUCGUUCCUCUCACUGCCUACAACAUCUCCAACCUGGUUGAACAACGUAAGGCUUUCAUCGAAGGCGUUCCACCACCGGACAUGAUUUCUCGUGAUGGAGAGGAGUUGGAGAAGGAGCACGAGGAUAGAGGUCUUGCUAAGGAUAUCUUGACUCUCGGGGGCAAGAGAAUCUUUGGUCUUGCACCUUUCGAUCUCACUGAGGAUGGUAUUACACGAGGCCAAAUUGAGGUUCGUCGCUUGGCUAAUGAGGCUUUGGGCUUCAAUGACCUGGCUACGUACGACCGUCAAUGAAUGGGGAUUGUACAGGCUUGCGAAGGACUUUGACAUGGGAACUGGUGGAAAAUACGUCUCGCGUUGCUUUUGAUGAACCGGCCGCGCUUCAGUUAUUGGCGUUACUCGUUUCUGGCCUCGUACGUCAG